AAAAAAAAAUAUCGAAGUCCCGAUUGUCUGUAUGAACAAAUCAAGAUUCAAGACCAUCGCUCUCGUCAUUCUCACACUUGAAACACGAAGAAGUCCUGUGUGAUUCUCAUACUAGCUUCUCGAAGGUUCUUCCGCCAUGGGAGCUACCAGAAAGCUUCAAGGAGAGAUCGAUCGCGUCCUCAAGAAGGUUCAGGAAGGCGUCGAGGUCUUCGAUAGCAUCUGGAACAAGGUUUACGACACAGAUAAUGCUAACCAAAAGGAGAAGUUUGAGGCGGAUUUGAAGAAGGAGAUCAAGAAAUUGCAGAGAUAUAGAGAUCAGAUCAAAACAUGGAUUCAGUCAAGCGAGAUCAAGGAUAAAAAGGUCAGUGCUUCCUAUGAGCAGGCCCUGGUGGAUGCCCGCAAACUUAUUGAGCGCGAAAUGGAAAGGUUUAAAAUAUGCGAGAAAGAAACUAAGACAAAGGCAUUCUCUAAAGAGGGUUUGGGUCAGCAACCAAAAACGGAUCCAAAGGAGAAGGCAAAGUCCGAGACAAGAGAAUGGUUAAACUCUGUGGUUGGGGAGUUGGAGCAACAGAUUGAUAGUUUUGAAGCAGAACUUGAAGGACUGACUGUUAAGAAAGGGAAGACAAGACCUCCUAGAUUGACACAUUUGGAGACAUCCAUAACUAGACACAAGGCUCAUAUAAUGAAGCUAGAGUUGAUCUUGAGGCUUCUCGAUAACGACGAGUUGAGUCCCGAACAAGUUAAUGAUAUCAAAGAUUUUUUGGACGACUAUGUGGAGCGCAAUCAGGAUGAUUUUGAUGAAUUUAGCGAUGUUGAUGAGCUAUACAGCUCAUUGCCGUUAGACAAGGUGGAAUCUCUUGAAGAUUUGGUGACCACUGGCCCUCUUGUCAAGGGUACACCAAUUAGCUCGAAGAAUUCUUUGGCAGCAUCAGCUUCUAUUACACCUAGCACUGUUACCUCUACCCGACUGCAGAGUACGUUCCUGGAGCAGACUGAAGAUAAAGCUUCGACUGUUAAUUCUGACUCAAUUCCAAAAACUCCUCUGUCCAAAAUUAGUACAGCAGCAGCUUCACAAGCUAAUGAGGCUCAGGCCACUCCUAUAUCUGUUAAUGUUCCUUCUCAAAGUCUGACUGUGACAACAAAAUUUACGGAGAACUCUGUAAAUUCCCUUUCUCCUGUAAGCCCAUCAAUAGCUAAGGGAGAAGAUGUGGCCAGCUUGCCUGGUAGGAGAUUAUCCCCAUCCCUUGUGAGAAACAGUAUCUCCAUCCAAUCGCCUUCACCAAUCCCUCUAUCUCCAGGUGGAGGUCCUAGUGGUGGAGCUCAUAGUGGAGUUCCAUUGGCCUCUGAAACCGCUAAAAGAAAUACUUUAGAAAUUGACAGCAGACUUGGUAAUAAUACCUCAGGACAACCACCAAUGUCACCACUAAGUAACAGAAUGAUGUUGCCUCAUGCCGCCAAAAGCAAUGACGUAACCAGCGUGAUUGAUGUUAAUCAGAGCGAGGCUAGUGUUAUAGCCGGAAGAGCCUUUUCACCUUCCACGAUAUCUGGGAUGCAGUGGAGACCUGGGAGUCCCUUCCAAAAUCAGAGCGAAACAGGCCAGUUCCCUGGAAGGCCUGAAAUAGUACCUGAUCAGAAGGAGAUAUUUUUGCAUCGGUUACAGCAAGUUCAACAGCAAAGUCACGGUAAUCUCCUUGGCAUGUCUCAUCUUACUGGAGGAAAUAGUAAGCCAAUGUCUACCCAACAGCAAAACCCGCUCUUGCAGCAAGGUUCGUCCAUGACACCUCAGGGUGGUCCAGGAUCCAGAGUUCAGUUAUCUGGUCUGACUAAUAAUAUUGGUCUCCAACAGCAGUCAAGUUUCAUGCAAGAACAACUUAGUCAGCAACUGAUGUCAGAUAUAGGGACAUUGAAACAUGAGGAGAUGCAGCAGAACUUACAUCAAGAUCCAAUUCCAGAACCUGCCUCUAAGACCAUUGAAGCUGAUCUAAAACCUCGACCUAUCUCUCCUGUGUCGCCCCCUGAGCCUGCUAGAGCUGUUGAGUUCUCUCCGGGAGAACCCAUACAGCCGAAUCAAGUAUCAGGUAACCUCGGUGCCAUUGGUCGCAGAAGCGCAGCUGAUCUUGGUGCAAUUGGUGAUGGCACAAGUGCAUCACCUGUCAACUCUGGUGAAAUUCAUGACCGAAGAUUCAGAUAUCAGAUGCUUGAGGCUGCUCUUAAGCGACUUCCCCUUCCAAAAGAUUCUGAACGCCCCAGGCAAUAUAGCCCGAGACGACCUGCAGCAACCCCUCCGAGCUAUCCUCAAGUCCAGGCACCGAUCAUUAACAACCCGAUGUUCUGGGAAAGGCUCAGCAACGACACUCUCUUCUUUGCGUUUUACCAUCAACAGAAUACCUACCAGCAAUAUUUGGCGGCGAAAGAGCUGAAGAAACAAGCUUGGAGAUUCCACAAAAAACUCAACACAUGGUUUCAACGUCACGACGAACCAAAGAUCGCAACCGAUGAGUACGAGCAAGGCGCUUACGUAUUCUUCGACUACAACGUAGACAAAGAUGGGCAACAUGGAUGGUGCUCGAUGAUCAAACAUGAUUUCGCUUUCGAGUAUCAGUACCUCGAGGACGAACUCGGUGCAUAAGUUCGAGACCGAUGCUCUAGUUAGGUAUGUAUAUAUACAUGACAUGAUGAAUGAUCUGUAACUUUAUGUGGAGUUCAGUUUGUAUAUUUAUUGGGAAGAUGUGUAAUUGGGCUUGACUUCGCUAGUUCAUGUAAGUUGAAAACAUAUGUCGGGUCUAUGUGCAUAUGUAUAUAUGUAUGUCUAUGUACCAAACAUCUGCCAAUGAAAUGUGUGUUAUUUUAGUUU
Messenger RNA from Tarenaya hassleriana, 2854 nucleotides. Its product is annotated as general negative regulator of transcription subunit 3-like. Gene Ontology annotation, biological process: regulation of DNA-templated transcription; nuclear-transcribed mRNA poly(A) tail shortening. The coding region runs from base 137 to 2629 and encodes 830 amino acids. The transcript is spliced from 16 exons. Gene Ontology annotation, cellular component: CCR4-NOT core complex; nucleus; P-body. Lineage: Eukaryota; Viridiplantae; Streptophyta; Magnoliopsida; Brassicales; Cleomaceae. The record is from RefSeq and is a predicted model, not a curated record.